Messenger RNA from Trifolium pratense (red clover), 1927 nucleotides. RefSeq names its product putative clathrin assembly protein At4g40080. The transcript has a single exon. Bases 167 to 1168 code for a protein of 333 amino acids. Gene Ontology annotation, cellular component: clathrin-coated pit; clathrin-coated vesicle. Gene Ontology annotation, biological process: clathrin-dependent endocytosis; clathrin coat assembly; vesicle budding from membrane. The record is from RefSeq and is a predicted model, not a curated record. NCBI's taxonomy places the organism in Eukaryota, Viridiplantae, Streptophyta, Magnoliopsida, Fabales, Fabaceae. Gene Ontology annotation, molecular function: clathrin heavy chain binding; phosphatidylinositol-4,5-bisphosphate binding; 1-phosphatidylinositol binding.
UUAAAAGAAUCUUCUAUUCAUAUUCAAACAAUGCAAUACUUUAUCAUCUAUUAGUAACUCACAAUGUACUAACUCAUACAUUGGUCUCACUCUAAAAUCUUUGAAGCUAAAUCACAGUUUUCUUGUAUUAUAAGUAAUUCAUAUUGAAGCAAGAAAGAGUGAAUCAAUGAAGAAACUUAAAGAGAUAAUAGGAAAAUUGAAGGACAAGGCAUCACAAAGCAAAGCAGCAAUUUUUUCCAAACACAAAACUCUUUCCCUCCUUCGCGCCACGACCCAUGAUUCUUUCACCCCUCCAAAACAUAAACACCUCACCACCCUUCUUUCCUCUGGAGACGGUUCACGUGCUACUGCAUCAACUGCGGUAGAGCUUCUGAUGGACCGUCUCCAAACAACUCAUAACUCAGCAGUAGCUCUCAAAUGCUUGAUCGCCGUUCACCAUAUCAUCAAACACGGCACUUUUAUUCUCCGUGAUCAGCUCUCGGUGUACCCUUACACCGGGGGAAGAAACUACCUUAAUCUCUCUAACUUCCGAGACAAAACAAAUCAUGUUUCUUGGGAACUCUCUUCUUGGGUUAGGUGGUACGCGCAAUACAUCGAACACCUUAUGUGCACUUCUAGAAUCUUAGGUUUCUUCAUCGGAGAAACCACGCCGCUUUGUAAGCCACAAGAAGAAAGAGUUUUGGCUGUUACUAAUAGUGAUCUGUUGAGAGAAAUGGAUUCUUUGGUGGCUUUGAUGGAAGGAACUGUGAAAAGACCCAAUACUCCAACAAGUGAAAAUAACAAGGUGGUUGUUGAGAUAAUGGAUUUGGUUGAAGAUGAUGGGGUUGUUGCUCUGAGUGAAAUUUUGGUUAGAGUUCAGGAAUUUGGGGAGAGGGAGAAAUUGGAUUGUCUUGGUUUUGGAGAAAUUGUGGAAUUGGUUUGUGUUUUGAAGAGAUUAGAAAUGUGCAGAGAGAGAAUGAUGAUGGUGAUGGAGGGGAUUGAGGAGAAGAGAUUUUGGGAUUCAGUGAGAGAAUUGAAGGAAAAAGUUGGGAGGAUGAAGGUGUAUAGGGAAGAAGGGAAGGUUUACACGAAUGCAACAAAAGAUAGAAGAACUGAGUCGGAUAGGUUUGAUGAUAGAGUUCUUAGUUCUGUUGGUUCUAUUACGUUUCCUUCUUCAAGGUUCUUUUAGUCAUUAAUGUGAUAAUAGGAUGAAACAUUUUGUGUUUUUUUUUUUUUGUUCUAAUUAUCUUAUGUUGAAAUUUUAGUGUAUAGUAUUAUGUGAUGGUACAAAUUGAAGUAGGAAUUUACAAUGUGUGUGAUGAAUGGUUUUGGUUGAAUGUAUUUUUAAAGGCCAAAAAAGAUUAUAUUAAACAAUGACAUUAUAUGAUUAUACAUAAUAGAAUUCACUAAUACUAUGGGAUCAAACUCUCAUAUUCUCAUGUGUUAGAUUACAAAGAAAAUAAGAACAAGUGACCGGGAAAUUAAAUAGUAUAAGCUUAUCCUGAUAUGAAACAAUUGUUAAGACCAAUGUCAGGUUGGAAUGCAAGUCUAAUUUAUAAAAGCAUUCAUCUCUAUAGACACUGAUUUAUAGAGGAAGGACCUCCCAAUGUAGAUGGUCAUACUGAUGGGGGGACCUAUAGACGACGGUUGAAAUUGAUUGGGUGUGGUGGAAGACGGCGUUACUCCUCCUAUUGGGGUAGUGUAGAUUCAAUGAUUCAAAUGAUCAUAGUGAGAGUUUUAGUAGAGCUUAAAGGUUUAACCAUGGGUAGGAAUAUACCUUUUCCGGGGUUGACAACGCUCGAGUUCGGUAACAAUUAUUUUUUUGCCGGAAUCUCGGCUUGAUUAUACUAGGGAUUAGUCUGGUGUAUCGCACGCAUAACUUGGUAAAACUUACUUAGUUGGAUCAUGGAUCCAUUGCAAAACAGUCAAUAUAAAAAAGAAGGAAUUA